AUGUUCCUCGCUACCAACAUGAAAAGGAUAUCACUGCCCAUCCUCUACAUUGGUUUAUUUAGCGCUACCGUAAUCGUUCUGACUCUGAAACUAUGGAGAGUGCCGUUAGCACAAGCCAAAAUCUCACCCACCCUCCUAGAGUUACACAAGUCGCUGGUAGAGAUAUCAUCCAUCUCUGGCACAGAGCACAGUAUAUCAGAGUACUUGGCGAGCUACCUCCAACAGAAGGGUUUCACUGUGGAGCUCCAGAAUGUUCAAGGAGCCCUACAGAACGUCUACGCGUAUCUCGGCAGUUCACGUUCUACACGAGUCCUUGUCACUUCGCAUAUUGAUACGGUCCCAUCAUACUUCCCCUAUGAGCGACGAAAUGAUGAGAUUUGGGGACGUGGAUCAGUUGACGAUAAGGGCAGUGUAGCCGCCCAGAUCACGGCUGUCGAGUCGCUGAUGACCAACCAACAGAUUGCCGAAGGGGACGUUGGUCUACUCUUUGUGGUCAGUGAGGAAACCAGCGGAAGUGGCUUACUAAAGGCCAACGAGUUGGGACUUUCUUGGGAAGCAGUCAUUUUCGGGGAGCCGACAGAGCUCAAACUAGCGAGCGGUCACAAGGGGAGUACCCAGUUUACGGUUACGGCAACUGGAAAGGCUGGUCAUUCUGGAUAUCCAGAGCAGGGGAUCAAUGCAAUCGACCUGCUGCUUCCCUGUCUUGUCGCAUUGCAGGAAGUCGAGCUUCCAAGCAGCGAAAUGUUUGGCAACACAACACUUAAUGUGGGCACCAUCGCUGGUGGCGUGGCUGCGAACGUCAUCCCAGCAAGCGCCAAUGCCACCAUUCUGGUGAGAAUAGGAGGUGGAAAGGUGUCGGAGAUCCAAGAAAUAUUACGCAAUGAAAUUUUAAGGGUUGCUCCUACAUUGGAUGUUGAAUUCUUGAAUGGAUGGGGCACAGUUACUUUGGAUACCGACAUCGAUGGUUUCGAGAAUGUAGUGGUGAAUUAUGUGACGGAUAUACCGAGCCUGCAUGGUGUCCAUCGGAAAUACCUUUAUGGUCCCGGGAGUAUCCUGGUAUCGCAUACCGACCAUGAACACCUAACCGUUUCGGAUCUCGAGAAUGCUGUCGAGGGAUACAAAACUUUGAUAACCAAGAACCUUGAACGAUAG
Messenger RNA from Pestalotiopsis fici W106-1, 1152 nucleotides. RefSeq lists its product as uncharacterized. Gene Ontology annotation, molecular function: hydrolase activity. Lineage: Eukaryota; Fungi; Ascomycota; Sordariomycetes; Amphisphaeriales; Sporocadaceae. The transcript has 2 exons. The record is from RefSeq and is a predicted model, not a curated record. Bases 1 to 1152 code for a protein of 383 amino acids.